Molecule: messenger RNA, 2029 nt
Organism: Rhizophagus irregularis DAOM 181602=DAOM 197198
Lineage: Eukaryota; Fungi; Glomeromycota; Glomeromycetes; Glomerales; Glomeraceae
Biological process (GO): heme biosynthetic process
Cellular component (GO): mitochondrion
Molecular function (GO): 5-aminolevulinate synthase activity; pyridoxal phosphate binding
Source: RefSeq, a predicted model, not a curated record
GUUUUUUUUUUUUUUAAAAAAAAAUUUCUCAUUAUUUAAAAAAAAAAUUUAAAUUAUAAGAAAAAGGAAAAAAUUAUGGAAGCUAUUGUAAAACAGUGUAAGAAAGCUUGUCCUUUCUUACAUAAUUCUACUACUGCCUCUCUUCGUAAACUUUCUCGCAUGCCAGCUCACGCUGGUUUUACUUCUGAAGCUGGUAAUGUGCGAGCUAAUGCUUUGACUAUCAUGGCACAAAAAUGUCCGGUUAUGGGCAAAGCUAUGGCAGUUCAAAGUAAAAAUUAUUUACAUACUUCGGCUAGAUUGGCAAAACAACCUACUCUUCCUUUGAGACAAGCUUCUUUGGUUAAUAAUGAAAAUGAAGCUUGCGUUGCUGCAGCGGCUAUGUUAAACCAAUUUCCUACGAUUCACUCAACACACGCUAAACCAUUUGACUAUGAGGCCCUUUAUAAUUCUGAAUUAGAAAAAAAGCAUCAAGAUAAAAGCUAUAGAUACUUUAAUAAUAUUAAUCGUCUCGCUAAACAAUUUCCAAGAGCUCAUACUGCUAAUCUACAAGAAGAAGUUACUGUCUGGUGUAGUAAUGAUUAUCUUGGAAUGGGAAGAAAUCCUUUGGUUAUUGAUAAUAUGCAAAAAACUUUGAACAAGUAUGGGGCAGGUGCUGGUGGUACCCGUAAUAUUGCUGGUAACUGUAAUUUACAUUUACAGCUUGAAGCUGAAUUGGCAGAUCUUCAUCAUAAACCUGCAGCACUCGUUUUCUCCUCGUGUUAUGUUGCUAAUGAUGCAACAUUAAGCACAUUAGCAUCAAAAUUACCAGGAUGUGUGAUUUUUUCGGAUUCGUCAAAUCACGCUUCGAUGAUUCAAGGAAUCAAACAUUCGGGAGCUAAAAAAAUGAUCUUUAAACAUAAUGAUUUACAAGAUCUUGAAACAAAAUUGCAAUUAGUUGAUAUUCAUACACCAAAAAUCAUUGCAUUUGAGAGUGUUUAUUCUAUGUCAGGAUCAGUUGGUCAUAUUGAAAAAAUUUGUGAUCUCGCCAAGAAAUAUGGUGCAAUUACAUUUUUAGAUGAAGUUCACGCUGUUGGUAUGUACGGACCUCGCGGCGGUGGUGUAGCUGAACAUUUAGAUUUUGAUUUAAAUGCUCGUUACCCCCAUGCAAAUAAUGGAAGUAUCGUUGAUAAAGUUGAUAUUAUCUCCGGUACUCUUGGCAAAGCUUUCGGAGUUGUGGGAGGCUACGUAGCUGCUUCAUCUGCUUUAAUUGAUAUGAUUAGAUCUUACGCUCCUGGGUUUAUCUUUACUACCUCUCUUCCACCUGCCAUUGUAGCUGGAGCUAAAGCCUCUAUUCAAUAUUUGAAAGAAUCUUCAAAAGAACGUGAAAUGCAACAAAUUAAUACUCGUUUACUUAAAAAUCGUCUAGCUCAAUUAGAUAUCCCUGUAGUACCAAAUCCUUCUCACAUUGUACCUGUACUUGUUGGUGAAGCGGAAACUUGCAAAAUUGCUUCUGAUCAAUUAUUACGUGAACAUGGUAUUUAUGUCCAAUCAAUUAAUUACCCUACUGUAGCUAAAGGAGAAGAAAGAUUGAGAAUUACUCCUACUCCUGGUCAUAAUGAAAAAAUGGCUGAUUAUCUGGUUAAUGCUCUAGAAACAAUAUGGAGAAAAAAUGGUUUUAAGAGAGUUAAUGAUUGGAAAAAUUUAGGCGGAAGAGCUGGAGUUGGUACUAACGCUCCAAAUCCUAAACCUAUUUGGACUGAUAGCCAAUUGAGACUUUUAUCUGGUUACGGAGCCACCGAAAUCAGACCUCCCAAUGUCCAUUCAACUGCAGAAAAUAAUCCUCGGGCUAUUGGAAUUGCUACAUACUAAAGCUGUGUAGCAAAAACUGCAAAAGUUGUAUUUAAAGUAUAUUUAUUCUCAAAAAUUAGUUAUCUAAAUUUAUUAUUAAUAUGUUAUGUUGAUAUUAACAUGUUAUAUUUAAUGUAUUGUUAUUAUUUAAAUAAAUCAAAUAAACUUUUGGGAAUUAUCAUAAAUUUUGUUUCUAAUUGUC